Messenger RNA from Cuscuta campestris, 1129 nucleotides. NCBI's taxonomy places the organism in Eukaryota, Viridiplantae, Streptophyta, Magnoliopsida, Solanales, Convolvulaceae. The record is from the annotation of a GenBank genome assembly.
AGGUCCACCGUAACCAAUUUCAUUAGCAUAGUUAUAUAGGACUCAAAGCCGCCUUGCCCACCUCAAGGCCUCACCUGUGAAUGUCGGCCAUGAAUCGAAACCUCGUCGUCCUCGUCACUGCGAUCUUCAUCGUCCUCUCAGUGCCUUCCACUUCAGGCGCCCAAUCGAUCUGGGACUUCCUCGCCGUCGACCGGCUGUUCCAUCACCGGAAGAUCCUCAGAGACGUGGAUCUGUACUGCGAGAGCUGGAAGUUCACCGUCGAGACUAAUGACGCCUCCGCCUGGACCUUGCUUCCGGCGAGAUGCAAGGAUUUCGUGCGGGAUUACAUGACCGGCGACAGGUACCGAUCGGAUUCCGAUGCCGUCGCCAACGCUUCUCUGGCGUUCGCCGAUACGGUGGACAUCGCCGGCGACGGGAAGGACGGUUGGGUCUUCGAUAUCGACGAGACUUUGCUGUCAAACAUUCCUUAUUAUGAUAAACAUGGAUUUGGGACAGAGGUCUUUGACGAAAGUUCCUACAAUGAAUGGGCGGAAAAGGCCAAAGCCCCUGCCAUACUUGCAAGUUUGAGGUUGUACAACGAGUUAAAGAAGAGGGGUUUUAAAAUCUUCUUGUUGACAGGCCGGAGCGAGGAUCAAAGGAAUUCUACAGAAAAGAAUCUGCAUUAUGCUGGAUAUAGUGAUUGGGAAAGGCUCAUUUUGAGAGGGUCCUCUGAUCAAGGAAAAUUGGCCACUCUCUACAAAUCUGAGAGAAGAAAAGGGUUAAAAGAAGAUGAAGGUUACAGGAUCCAUGGAAGUUCUGGAGAUCAGUGGAGUGACCUGAUGGGAUUUGCAGAAGCCAAAAGGUCUUUCAAACACCCCAAUCCCAUGUACUACAUUGCUUGACUUAUUCUUCAACAUUUCAUCUUCAUUCUUUAUUUCUUUCUUUCAUGCCAUAAUUAAUGUGGUCUCUUGGCCUAUUUAUGAGCAAAAGAGAAAAAAAAGGUGUCUAUUUUCCAUUUUUUUGAAUAUUUGCAUUGACAUUUGAUUAGUCUAAACAUUGAAUUUGGAACAUGGAGUAAUCCUUUUGAGAUUUCUCUUAUAUAUUCCUGGAUGUGUUCUUGUCAAAGGUAUUGUCUUCAAUUAUGCCCCCU